Phacochoerus africanus (Common warthog) is the source of this 6878-nucleotide messenger RNA. Its product is annotated as phospholipid-transporting ATPase ABCA3. The coding region runs from base 1014 to 6173 and encodes 1719 amino acids. The transcript is spliced from 35 exons. Gene Ontology annotation, molecular function: ABC-type transporter activity; lipid carrier activity; ATP hydrolysis activity. Gene Ontology annotation, biological process: lipid transport; transmembrane transport. Gene Ontology annotation, cellular component: intracellular membrane-bounded organelle; membrane. NCBI's taxonomy places the organism in Eukaryota, Metazoa, Chordata, Mammalia, Artiodactyla, Suidae. The record is from RefSeq and is a predicted model, not a curated record.
CUGCAGGAGCCCGAGUGGACGUGUCCUCCGGCGGCCUCGGGUCGCCGGCGCCCCCUCCCCGCUGCGGCAGCCUAGCAGCUGUCAGCAGUGGUCGCCGCAGCCGCCGCGAGGCCAGAGCAGAGCCGGAAGCCGAGGGAGGGGACCCCGCGAGAGGACAGCGCGCCGGCCAUCGCCGCCCGGGUGCUGAGGGUCGGUGCCAGAGAAUCAUGCCAGCGAGCCCCGGGCCCCUCCUGACCUCCUGGGAGGCGUCAGCACUCCAGAGCUCCAAGGUCACCCUGCCACACUUCAGAGGCCUGCCCGCCCCACCCCAGAGCCCUUUGUGCAGGGCCGCCUCCCCCCAGCCAGACCUGCUGUAGCCCCAGAGGACGGCCACCGCCAGGAGCCUCUCCUAGGACUCAGACUUUUCCAGAAAAGGAAGUUGUCAACCCCUGUGACCAGAAGACCUCUUUGGACUGUGACCUUUUGACAUCCCCUCAUGGUAGAAGAAGAAAGUUCAUCUUGACCAAGCCAGACACCCAUCAGCCCACUGUGGGGAUGACCAGCCCUGGCUGGACACACUGCUUUCCCCUCAGAGCCUAAACCACUCUUGAAACUGUUCAUGGACCACAGACCUUCGUGGGUCUGAGAGCCGUGAAGGGCUCCUCUUCGCUCCGCCCGCAUCCUUGGCACACAGACGGUGACCAGGAGUUGGCCCGGGGCUCCCCUCCUCUGCCGCCCGCACGGCCCGCCUUCGGCCCGAGCCUCGGCCCUCGUGCCCACAGCUUCCGGAACGUGGCGCUUCUAAUCGUGGGCGUCCCGGGGUCUUCCUGAGCUGACCCGGAUCCCCCGUCUCUGCAGGAUUUCAUCGAACGAUUACCGCGGCCGCGGCCACACUGCGAGCGCAAGCCCUGUGCUGACCAUACCUUUCCCAAAGAACCGAAGUCGGCUUCCCAGCAGAGGACGCUCUCGGCGCACAUCCCAGCGACACCCCAACUUCUUGUCUCUGGUCCGUGACCAGCAUUCCUUCGGUGAGGAUGGCGGUUCUCAGGCAGCUGGGGCUCCUGCUCUGGAAGAACUACAUGGUGCAGAGGCGGAAAGUCCUGGUGACGACCCUGGAGCUGCUCCUGCCCUUGCUCUUCUCCGGGAUCCUGAUCUGGCUUCGCCUGAAGAUCCAGUCCGAGAACGUGCCCAACGCCACCACCUACCCCGACCAGUCCAUCCGGGAGCUCCCGCUCUUCUUCAGCUUCCCGCCCCCGGGAGACGCCUGGGAGCUGGUCUACAUCCCUUCCCAGAGCGAGGCUGUGAGGACCAUCGUGGAGACAGCCAGGAGGGCGCUGGUGAUCAACAUGCGAGUGCGCGGCUUCCCCUCCGAGAAGGACUUUGAGGACUACGUGAGGUAUGACAACCACUCCACCAACGUGCUGGCCGCCGUGGUGUUUGAGCACGCCUUCAACCACAGCCAGGACCCCCUGCCGCUGGCGGUAAAAUAUCACUUACGCUUCAGUUACACUCGAAGAAAUUACAUGUGGACCCAGAGCGGCUCCAUUUUCCUGAAGGAGAUGGAGGGCUGGCACACCACCUCCCUCUUCCCACUUUUCCCAAGCCCAGGACCCAGGGAACCCACGUCUGCGGAUGGAGGAGAGCCUGGGUACAUCCGGGAGGGCUUCCUGGCCGUGCAGCACGCCGUGGACAGGGCCAUCAUGCAGUACCACACAAACGCCUCCACUCGCCAGCUGUUCGAGAAGCUCACCGUGGUCGCGAAGAGGUUCCCCUACCCGCCUUUCAUCUCGGACCCCUUCCUCGUUGCCAUCCAGUACCAGCUUCCCCUGCUGCUCAUGCUGAGCUGCACCUACACCUCGCUCACCAUCAUCCGGGCUGUCGUGCAGGAGAAGGAGAGGAGACUGAAGGAGUACAUGCGCAUGACGGGGCUCAGCGGCUGGCUGCACUGGACUGCCUGGUUCCUCCUCUUCGCCCUCUGCCUCCUCGUCGCCGUCUCCUUCAUGACCCUGCUCUUUUGCGUCAAGGUGAAGAAGGACGUGGCGGUGCUGGCGCACAGCGACCCCUCGCUGGUGCUGGUCUUCCUGGUCUGCUUCGCCGUCUCCUCCAUCUCCUUCAGCUUCAUGGUCAGCACCUUCUUCAGCAAAGCCAACAUGGCCGCGGCCGUCGGGGGCUUCCUCUACUUCUUCACCUACACCCCGUACUUCUUCGUCGCGCCGCGGUACAACUGGAUGACGCAGAGCCAGAAGCUCACCUCCUGCCUCCUGUCCAACGUUGCCAUGGCAAUGGGAGCCCAGCUCAUCGGGAAAUUCGAAGCAAAAGGCGCAGGCAUCCAGUGGCGAGACCUCCUGAGUCCUGUCAACGUGGACGACGCCUUCUGCUUUGGGCAUGUGCUGGGCAUGCUGCUGCUGGACUCCGUGCUGUACGGCCUGGUGGCCUGGUACGUGGAGGCCGUGCUCCCGGGGCAGUUCGGCGUGCCCCAGCCCUGGUACUUCUUCCUCACGCCCUCCUACUGGUGCGGGCAGCCCAGGACGGUCUCAGGGAAGGAGGAGGACGAUGACCCCGAGAAGGCGCUCAGGACAGAGUACUUCGAGGCCGAGCCCGAGGACCUGGUGGCCGGGAUCAAGAUCAAGCACGUGUCCAAGGUGUUCAGAGUGGGGAACAAGGGCAAGGCCGCCGUCAGAGACCUGAGCCUGAACCUGUACGAGGGGCAGAUCACGGUCCUGCUGGGCCACAAUGGCGCGGGCAAGACCACCACGCUCUCCAUGCUCACCGGUCUCUUUCCCCCGACCAGUGGACGGGCGUAUGUCAGCGGAUAUGACAUCUCCCAAGACAUGGCCCAGAUCCGGAAGAGCCUGGGCCUGUGCCCGCAGCAUGACAUCUUGUUUGACAACCUGACAGUCGCCGAGCACCUGUAUUUCUAUGCUCAGCUGAAAGGCUUGUCCCGCCAGAAGUGCCCUGAGGAGGUCAAACGCGUGCUGCACGUCCUCGGCCUGGAGGACAAGCGGGACUCUCGGAGCAGGUUCCUGAGCGGGGGCAUGAGGCGCAAGCUCUCCAUCGGCAUCGCCCUCAUCGCGGGCUCCAAGGUGCUGAUGCUGGACGAGCCCACCUCCGGCAUGGACACCAUCUCCAGGAGGGCCAUCUGGGACCUUCUUCAGCAGCACAAAAGUGACCGCACCAUCCUGCUGACCACGCACUUCAUGGACGAGGCCGACCUGCUGGGAGACCGCAUUGCCAUCAUGGCCAAGGGGGAGCUGCAGUGUUGUGGGUCAUCGCUGUUCCUCAAACAGAAAUACGGCGCAGGCUACCACAUGACGCUGGUGAAGGAGCCUCACUGCAACCCCGAGGCCAUCUCCCGGCUGGUGCACCAGCACGUCCCCAAUGCCACGCUGGAGAGCAGUGCCGGAGCAGAGCUGUCCUUCAUUCUUCCCAAGGAGAGCACACACAGGUUUGAAAGUCUUUUUGCCAAACUGGAGAAGAGGCAGAAGGAACUGGGCAUCGCCAGCUUCGGGGCCUCUGUCACCACCAUGGAGGAGGUCUUUCUCCGGGUCGGGAAGCUGGUGGACACGAGCAUGGACAUCCAGGCCAUCCAGCUCCCUGCCCUGCAGUACCAGCACGAGAGGCGGGCGAGCGACUGGGCAGUGGACAGCCACCUGUGCGGGACGAUGGACUCGACCAACGGCAUCGGCGCCCUGAUCGAGGAGGAGUGCACGGCGGUCAGGCUCAACAGCGGGCCUGCUCUCCACUGCCAGCAGUUCUGGGCCAUGUUCCUGAAGAAGGCCGCGUACAGCUGGCGGGAGUGGAAAAUGGUGGCAGCCCAGGUCCUGGUCCCUCUGGCGUGCCUCACCCUGGCCCUCCUGGCCACCAACUACUCCUCCGAGACCUUCGACGAGCCCAUGCUGAAGCUGACCCUGGGCGAGUACGGCAGAACCGUGGUGCCCUUCUCAGCGCCUGGGGCCUCUCGGCUGGGUCAGCAGCUGUCGGAGCAGUUGAAGGACAUGCUGCAGGCCGAGGGCCAGGAGCCUCGGGAGGUGCUGGGUGACCUGGAGGAGUUCCUGAUUUUCAGGGCCUCGGUGGAGGGGGGCGGCUUCAACGAGCGGUGCCUGGUGGCGGCGUCCUUCAGAGACGUGGGCGAGCGCACGGUCGUCACCGCGCUCUUCAACAACCAGGCCUACCACUCCCCGGCCACCGCGCUGGCCGUCGUGGACAACCUCCUGUUCCAGCUGCUGUGCGGCCCUCGGGCCUCCAUCACGGCGUCCAACUACCCCCAGCCCCGGAGCACCCUGCAGGCCGCCAAGGACCAGUUCAAUGAGGGCCGGAAGGGAUUCAACAUCGCCCUCAACUUGCUCUUCGCCAUGGCGUUCCUGGCCAGCACAUUUUCCAUCCUGGCGGUCAGCGAGAGGGCCGUCCAGGCCAAGCACGUCCAGUUUGUGAGCGGCGUCCACGUGGCUACGUUCUGGCUCUCCGCGCUGCUGUGGGACCUCCUGUCCUUCCUCGUCCCCGCCCUGCUGCUGCUGGUGGUGUUCAAGGCCUUCGAUGUGCACGCCUUCACACGGGACGGCCACCUGGCCGACGCCCUGCUGCUGCUCAUGCUCUACGGCUGGGCCAUCAUCCCGCUCAUGUACCUGCUGAGCUUCUUUUUCUCGGCGGCGGCCACGGCCUAUGCGAGGCUGACCGUGUUCAACAUCCUGUCGGGCGUCGCCACCUUCCUCGUGGUCACCGUCACGCGCAUCCCAGCGGUAAAGCUGGAAGAACUUUCCAGAACCCUGGACCGCAUGUUCCUGGUGCUGCCCAACCACUGCUUGGGGAUGGCGGUCAGCAGCUUCUACGAGAACUACGAGACCAGGAGGUACUGCACCUCCUCCACGGUGGCGGCCCGCUACUGCCAGAAGCACAACGUCCGGUACCAGGAGAACUUCUAUGCGUGGAACGCCCCGGGCAUCGGCAGGUUCGUGGCCUCCCUGGCCGCCUCGGGGUUUGCCUACCUCACCCUGCUCUUCCUCCUUGAGACCGACCUCCUGUGGAGGCUGAAGUCCUGCCUGUGUGCCUUGCGGAGGAGGCGGGCGCUGGAGCCUCGGCAGGAGCUCACCCCUGCCGACUUCUUCUGGAACAAUCAGACGGAAGCGUACACCCGGACGCCAGCGCUGCCCGAAGACCAGGACGUGGCAGACGAGAGGAACCGGGUCCUGGCCCCCGGUCUGGACUCGCUGCUGGACACGCCCCUGGUCAUCAAGGAGCUUUCCAAGGUGUACGAGCAGCGGGCGCCCCUCCUCGCUGUGGAUAGGGUCUCCCUCAAGGUCCAGAAAGGGGAGUGCUUCGGCUUGCUGGGCUUCAACGGAGCCGGGAAGACCACAACUUUCAAAAUGCUGACCGGGGAGGAGACCGUCAGUUCCGGGGACGCCUUCGUUGGCGGCUACAGCAUCUGCUCGGACCUCAGGAAGGUGCGGCAGCGGAUCGGCUACUGUCCCCAGUUUGAUGCGCUGCUGGACCACCUGACGGGCCGGGAGACGCUGGUCAUGUAUGCCCGGCUGCGGGGCAUCCCUGAGCACCACAUCGAGUCCUGCGUGGAGAACACGCUGCGGGGGCUGCUCCUGGAGCCGUAUGCCAACAAGCGGGUCGGGACGUACAGCGGUGGCAACAAGCGGAAGCUGAGCGCUGGCAUUGCCCUGCUGGGAGAACCUGCGGUCAUCUUCCUGGACGAGCCGUCCACUGGCAUGGACCCCGUGGCCCGGCGCCUGCUCUGGGACACCGUGGCGAGGGCCCGUGAGUCCGGCAAGGCCAUCGUCAUCACCUCCCACAGCAUGGAGGAGUGUGAGGCCCUGUGCACCCGGCUGGCCAUCAUGGUGCAGGGCCAGUUCAAGUGCCUGGGCAGCCCCCAGCACCUCAAAAGCAAGUUUGGCAGCGGCUACUCCCUACGGGCCAAGAUCCGGAGCGAAGGGCAGCAGGAGGCCCUGGAGGAGUUCAAGGCAUUCGUGGACCUGACCUUCCCAGGCAGCGUCCUGGAGGAUGAGCACCAAGGAAUGGUCCAUUACCACCUGCCCGGCGAUGACCUGAGCUGGGCGAGGGUGUUUGGUGUUCUGGAGAAGGCCAAGGAGAAGAACGGCGUGGACGACUACUCCGUGAGCCAGAUCUCGCUGGAGCAGGUCUUCCUGAGCUUCGCCCACCUGCAGCCACCCGCGGAGGAGGUGGGGCCGUGAGGAGCAGGGCACCCAGGCGGCUCCCAUCCCUCCAAGUUCACCCAACCCUGCACUCUACUUCUGAUGACUGUUUUCUGUGAUGGACGUGAGAAUCAAGGCACAGUGUGGACCAGGCGUAUCAGGGCCCUCACGCCGGAGUCAGCAGUCGCCAAAGCCACAACUCAAGAUCCCAGCCAGGGGCCAGGCCGGCCGGCUGUGCGGGCAAGCCGUGGGGGUUUUUGCACAGAGAGCCAUCCAGGAAGGGGCCUCACGGACUCCGGGGUUGAAUUUCCCUAAGCACUUAUAAGGGGUCCCCAGCGACACCCCACAUUCGCACCUGGGGCGGAACCUCCUGGACUGGUGUGGGAAGCCAACAGGACCGGUGUCAGCAAACUCCCCUGGCUGCCCAGGAUGGACAGAAAGGCCCCUGUCGUCGUCCUCGGGGGAGACACGGCUGGACUGGGUGCUGAGGUCUGUGCUUCCACUGCGGCCACGUAGUCCUAGGAGUCCCUCUCCCGGGAGGCGGACACUGCGCUACCAUAUAGCCAGCCCUGCACCCGGCAUAAGCCCCCUGCUCCCAGCCCCAGAGGCAGCCAGCAUAGGGAGGCGUGGAGCCACCAGCCUGGACGCCAGUCAGGGACCAGCGAGGGGCCGAACAGCCGUCCCUGGAUGGUGCACCCAAUGCGUGGCAACUGUCUGGAAAAUAAAGGCUGGGAGGCAACAUGA